GAACGUGGCUCAAACAAAGCCUUAAAUUAGAGACGCGGUUGGUGCGAAGGGUAGAUUUGGUGGUGGGGACUGGCGGAAGCUCAAAUUCAGAUAAACCAACUGCACGCAACUCCACGCGCCGCCCUUAAUGGCGUUGCAGCUCUCAAUAUCUUCGACUCCUAAAACGACGUUUCUUCUGCGUCCCUCUCCUUCAACCUCAUCCGCAACUGGGAUGCCAUCGACGGCGUCUUAUUCAAAGGUUCUGUUGCUGCCUCUCAGAAGCACUCGCGCUCGGAUUUCGACACAUGGACGGCGGAGGUCAUGGACUGUGCGUAUGGCACCUGAUGAAGAGAAGAUGACUCGUCGAUCCCCUCUUGAUUUCCCAAUUGAGUGGGAUAGGCCGAAGCCUGGACGGAGGCCUGACGUAUUCCCCCAAUUCAGCCCAAUGAAAACUCCAUUACCACCACCAAUGCCAGCUGACCCUCCAGAAGAAGAUGAGGAGGAAGAAGAAAAGAAAGAGGAAGAGGAGGAAGAUCCUGAAAAGCAAGACCCUGACAAGCCCGAUCAAUAAUGUCAAUUGGUAGCGGUUUGAAGAAGCCAAGGAGGAUUUCUUGCGACAUCCUACAGAGCUUAUUACCUGCAGCUUAUCUACGUGGGCAACAUACCACAAUGGUAUUAAUAAGCUUGAAAAGGAGAUUAUGAGAUAAUAGAAAACUCUCUUUUUACAGGGUCUCUCUCUGUUUUGUAGUCGAAAUUACCUUUGUUCACAUCCUUGUCUUUUAAAGUUACCUAAGAAUUAGUCAAUAUUUUCCGACUUCCCCCUUUUCUUUUUUCUUUUUAAAUUUACAGCAUCUCUUACCCUGUCAUAUACAUAACCUUUGAUGGUCAUGGACAUGAGUUUUGAUGCCUCGAUGAAUCCCAUUUUUAGACGUCCCGAUUAUGAAAUUCCAAAUAUACAGUUGCAUUAGAAUUCUA
Molecule: messenger RNA, 954 nt
Organism: Olea europaea var. sylvestris
Lineage: Eukaryota; Viridiplantae; Streptophyta; Magnoliopsida; Lamiales; Oleaceae
Exons: 2
Coding region: 128-550 (140 amino acids)
Source: RefSeq, a predicted model, not a curated record